CCACCUCUUUUUACGGUGCUGCUGAAAGUAAUAGUGUGUGCACGUUCAGGUGGAGCAGGGGAAGUGGUGUACUCACACUAGGCCCGGUUUGGUUGAAUCGUGCCCGAGCACGGUUCGGCCCCCUCCCCACUCCCCCGCAGGCCUGCACUCACACUGCGCUAAACGAUCCGUGCCCGAGCACGCUUUCGUCAUCAACAGGUGACUUUUGUUUUGAAGAACAGUAUGCGCGCAAAACAAUGGAGUUCAGGAUUGUACUGUUGUUUUUGUUUCUCUGGAGUCGUUUUGGGCGUGCAAAUACGCAACUGAACCAGAGAUUCAUUGAUUGUGCAACACAGCGAUUUACUGCUAAUCGUGCUGCAAGUGUAAGAAGGUUUUUACACAAGCAGCAGACGUACAGGGAGAAAUUUGCAGCUUUACUCGCGGACUACAAUUCACGUUCAUCAGUAAGGCACUCGCUCAGAGUCUGCAGUCAGAGCCCUGCUCACUCAGUGCCUUGCUCAUUCAGUGCUGGGAUGACAGUGAGGGAGCAGUGAGACCCCCAGCCUGGACCAGAACCCUGCAGGACCCCAGGUGGUUGGCAGGGGGGAACAGCUGAGAAUGAGCGUGCUGUCAGCGGUGGAGUCCGGGUAUCCUUCUGCGGGACAGCCCCUGCUGAACUGGGUCAGUCUGUCUCUGCGGGACCAUCCCAGCAGUGCCUUCACCGCGUUCCGACCCGACUGGAGCUCAGCCCUCAGAUCCAGCUCCCUCAGCAGCCUGCUGAACACACAGCAUCUAGAGUCGCUCAGUGGUGGUCAGUAUAGAGACUCAUCCCCCUGUGACUCCAUCAGUAACAUUGUAGAAGGGCUCAGCUCUCUAGCCGACCACUUCUCUGACCUCUCACUGACCUCUGAACCUCGAAAACCCUGCAAGAGGCCUCCAUCCAACUACCUAUGCCACCUGUGCUUCAACAAGGGCCACUACAUAAAAGACUGUCCUCAGGCACGGCCUAAAGGUGAAGGCCUGACUCCGUACCAGGGGAAGAAGCGCUGUUUCGGGGAGUAUAAAUGCCCCAAGUGUAAGAGGAAGUGGAUGAGUGGAAACUCAUGGGCUAACAUGGGGCAGGAGUGCAUCAAAUGCCACAUCAACGUUUACCCACACAAACAGCGCCCCCUAGAGAAGCCUGAUGGUCUGGAUGUGUCGGAUCAGAGUAAGGAGCAUCCUCAGCACCUGUGUGAAAAGUGUAAGGUGCUGGGCUACUACUGCCGCAGAGUCCAGUAGCGCCUGAACCAGAAAACCCACUCAUCUGGUUGCAAAACAUGAAGGACCUGAGGUUAAAACACCUGGACCCAAAUCCUGCUGUUUAACACUUUAACACACCACACCUGGAACUACCUGGAACCUUACCAGCACACACUUACCCAAGUGCCUAUAAUCUUACCUGAACAGGUAACACCAAGGCCUGGAACACACUCACCAGGAGCAGGCCAACACCAAACCCUAGACCACCUGUGUUAAUAUACACACCUGAAUCCAACAGAUUUAUCACCUGAGCCAAAAAUGCUCUCACCUGGAUCCUAACCUGGAGCCAGAACCUGGGUCUCAUACACCUGGUUGCAUAUUACCUUAUACUUGAACAACACAACACCCUUACCUGGACAUAUAUUACCACCAUAGUCCCCACCAAAGACACUCAAAUAUUUGAUUGGAGCGCCUUUAGCUUUGAUUGCAGCACGCAUUCGCUAUGGCAUUGUUUCAAUAAGCUUCUGUAAUGUCACAAGAUUUAUUUAAAUCCAGCGUUUCAUUAAAUUUUCAACAAGAUUUUGCAGCAGCAUUGAUGAUGGUAGAGUCUGACCGCUGCACAAAGCCUUCUCUAUCCAGCACAUCCCAAAGACUCUCAAUGGUGUCUCUCAAUCCAUGUGUGAAAAUGAUGAUCUCAUGCUCCCUGAACCUGAAACUCUUUCACAAUUCCAGCACCAUGAAUCCUGACAUUGUCAUCUUGGAAUAUGCUUGUGCCAUCAGGGAAGAAAAAAAAAACUAUUGAUGGAAUAGAUCUAAAACAUCCAGGACAUUCUAGCUUAGAUUUUUUAUUUUUAUUUUAUUCUGCUUGUCACGGUUUUAGGCCUUUUGGGUUCAGUUUAACUCAGUGAAAGGAUGGUAAAGAUACAAAAUGAGUGUCCUAUAUUUAUUAUUGAUUGACAGUAUUACAGUUCUGUUUUCUUCAGUAGUCUGUGUGAAUGUAUGCAUGUGUGUGUGAGUGAGGGAGAAAGAGAGAGACAGAUAAAGACGGAAACAGUUCUUUUCCUUCUCAGUUUUCCAUCGUUACUGUGCCAGAUGCUUUUAUGAUGUCUCGCAGUGCCUUAUAUAUAUAUUAUAUUAUAUCAUCUCAGAACCUCUCUGCUGUGAAUUCAGGACAGCACAUCUUAUUGUUACAUUCAUUGCCAAAAAAUUACACCAAGAAGUUGGUUGUAGGGUUGUAAUGAUGAUAUAAGUGAUUGUUACAAUAUUAGAGUGAAAUAAUAAGAAUGAUAAGAGGUUCUAGUAGUCUGUAGAAACAUUGCUGAGAAAGGCACUGCACCAAAACACUCCCUCACUCUAGCCUCUCCUACCUAUGCAAGAUUCACACUACACCCCUUUUUUGAGUUAUCAGUUUUUGUUUCUGUUCACACUACACAACAGGUUGUUGUGUAAUCGCAAGUCCUUCAGUUGAGAUUUUUACACUGUAGACUGAUUAGCAAUACAGGGUCACAAAUUACAUUUUUCGCUGUGCGAAAUCACAGCCUCACCUGGCUGCUUUUCAGACACACGUUCAUUGCGAAAACAUGCCCGAACUGAGUCCUGUGUCUGCGUACCAAAGUACAGGGAAACAUCGUCCUCGCUGAUAGCACAGUUGAGCCUGUAAGGGCACUGCAAAGGCAGAAAUGACCGCAAUAAAAGCGUUUUUAAAGUUUAGGAAAAUGUUUAGAAAAAUUUGAAGUGGGACUGUAACACAUUUAUGCUAUUAAUGAAAAAAAUGUUUUGGGUUUAGUUACCCUUUAACAAUCUCUCACCAAAAGGUACACUACCUAAAAGUAUCCUCUAAACCAGAGGUCACUAAUAGGCGGAACACGGUCCGGGUCCGGACCCAGACUUUAUCCAAUCCGGACCCAAACCGAUAAACUACUGAGAAGGAUUUAGUUCUGACCGUGUUCAUUUAAAGCGGCGGAACGUUUAUUCUCUUUAUGGUUUACGUGCUUUACAGCGCAGUAAACUUACAGACCAACCACAUGUGCUUUAAAAUCACCAAACGCUCUCCUCUGCCAAUCAGAUCUGUGCAGAUGCGAGCGCGAGGAGCCACACAGGCGAAGCAGGCGGUGAGAAGCAGCAGCCAGAGAAUAAAGCGAGAAAGCCUAAUUCAGAUGGUGCGCACCAGAAAAAGAAAUUAAAAUACUAGUACUAUGGUUACUUGGAAGAAUUAAAGAGAAACGACCGAGACAAUAGUGCAAAAUAUUCCCCCUGAUCAAAACUCCUCAGCCAGAAAAAAAACUCCCUCGCUCACGGGUGCGCUCUCUUUGCUCCCAAAACAACCCUACCUCAAAACUAAGGCAGCCCCCAGGGGACAAAAAGCAUUGGCAACUUCCCCCAUCAGUUUUACCCACAACAUAAUAAAAGUCUGAUACAGUAAUAAUAUUAAAUAAAAUAAAACUGCUGUUUUUAAACAAAGCUGAUAUUCUGGCCAAGUUCAGCAAACAUUUCUCCAUAUAUUGUAUCAUUUGUCAUUCAUGUAAUAUUUAUUAUGACAGGCAGGCGCAAAUCUAAUAUAAAUAAAGUUAAAUAGAAUAAAUGUAGGAUUUUGAAACAAAGUUAACAUACAGAUUUACAUUAUAGACUCGAUAUGUUAAAUUAUUGAGGGUGUUUCCAUUUAUUUUAUGAUAGGUUGAUAAUGUAAUUAUUGUGACAGGCCUAUUUAAAACAAUACAUAUUGUUGAAAUAUACUAGUAUGUUUAAUUUGUUUUGUCUUUCAGUUGUUGAUGACAUAAAACACUGAUAGAACUACUGGGCUUCUUCAGUACUCAGUAUAUAAUACUGAAUCAUAACACAAGUUAAAAAUGCCUACUCUAAACCCCUUUUCCUACAGAAGCAUGGGAAACCAUUGUAUGCCCUCUUGUGGUAAGACCCAGUGUGUAAUCAGACCACAUCUGAAUUCAUUUACAAAUUUUCUCAUUUCUUUUUAUUUUCUACUGGUUUCUAAUAAAAAGUGUAAUAUGUACAGUUGUAUAUGUAAAUUGUAUGCACCAAUUUAAAUGAACACAUGUUUUUUAACUGUUUACAGCAUUAAACUUAUUUACCAAGUGAUGUUAUGAAAGAAAAAAAGUAAUUAUUAAAAUACUGUAUUGCACAUUAAUAAGCUCCAAAACCUCCAGUUUAGGAUGUUUUUUUAAUGUGAUAUUCUGAUGUUUACUCUCUGUAUUAUGAGAAUUUUUUCAACAGAUAAUGACUUAUUAUGCAAUGUGUAUGAUUCUAUUAUCUGUACAAAUAUGAAAGAAACUUGUUUUAUAAAUGGAAAUAUUAUAUAAUCUGUAUUUAGAUGAAGAAUAUAUGAUCAGUAUUGUUUCACUUGAGUGCCUGUGUCUAUGUAAAUGUUUAUGUUAGAAUUAUAUGAUUUUAUCAGCUGAAAUAGAGGCCAGAGACAGUAUUAGAGAGAUGGUUUGAUGGAUGUUCUGGCUGAUCAGUGUAUAAUCAGGGGGGCAGCUGGCCAAUCAUAACUUUGAUACUAAUCAAAAGCUGUCAACACUUGAUUUAAUCCAGCUGAAUGUCUAAUAGUAUGUAUUUUUUUAUUAUAUAGAAAAUUAUGUCAUUAAAUAAAUAUGAUUACAUAUAUAG
Molecule: messenger RNA, 4839 nt
Organism: Astyanax mexicanus (Mexican tetra)
Lineage: Eukaryota; Metazoa; Chordata; Actinopteri; Characiformes; Acestrorhamphidae
Product: zinc finger CCHC domain-containing protein 24
Exons: 5
Coding region: 598-1257 (219 amino acids)
Molecular function (GO): nucleic acid binding; zinc ion binding
Source: RefSeq, a predicted model, not a curated record